CGAUACAUGUAUUGACGUUUCGUAAUUUGUGUAUCUACUUGAUUAACAAAACCAUAAUAUUCCCAUGUAUAAAUAAUAAAUGGGCACCUACAAUGAUAAAACUUCUGUUCAUUCCAAGAAGUUUGUUAAACUUAAUGAAGACUAAUUACGAACAUGAUUUAGUCAAUUUUAGCUUUUUGCCGGGGCUCAUAUUUUAGCCUAUAAAAGUCAUUUCUUACCGCAAAAAAAAUUCUAAAUUUAUUUUUAAAUUAAUAAACAUGGAGAGAGCUUGUUUGAAACGAAUGCGUUCUGAAGAGGAUUCUUCACCUUUUGUACUGCAAAGAAAGAUGCAUGUCAAUGAGAAGAUAAUGGACUCGCGCGACAAUAACAAAAUGAAACAAAUUCAUGCCAAGACAACACAAAUGCUAUUUCAGGCAGCGCGUUCUGUGAGCAACAACAACAUUCAACCGGAUCGUAACAAAAAAUCACCGCUUUACCGUUUGGUAGUCUUAUACGGCAACGGCCAAAUCGAACCCGCCAAGGGUGCUGAAGAGCAAGACGACGAAUUUCUGUGGGUUCGUCGCAAAGCCAAAUGUUGUAACCGGGAUACCUAUGUCCAGAGCAAUUGCAUAAACUGUCAGAACAAUUUAUGUGAAGAGUGUGGCUAUUCUUGCACUGAAUGCGGAGCAUUUGUUUGCAACUCUUGCAUUUCUUUAUUUGGAACCGGAAAUGUAGAUCAGCCAUUAUGCGAGAAAUGUUCACUAUUUGCCUGAAUUUUUAUCAAUGUUUUAAAUUAUUUGAAAGUAGUUAUUUGUAUAUAGGGAUUUAAGAAAAAUAAAUUUGAAUUGCCGGCCAAUA
Molecule: messenger RNA, 837 nt
Organism: Stomoxys calcitrans (stable fly)
Lineage: Eukaryota; Metazoa; Arthropoda; Insecta; Diptera; Muscidae
Product: apoptosis regulatory protein Siva
Exons: 3
Coding region: 258-752 (164 amino acids)
Biological process (GO): extrinsic apoptotic signaling pathway
Molecular function (GO): CD27 receptor binding
Source: RefSeq, a predicted model, not a curated record